This is a messenger RNA of Arxiozyma heterogenica, 1413 nucleotides long. It is a transcript of the gene CIT2, whose product is annotated as citrate (Si)-synthase CIT2. The transcript has a single exon. NCBI's taxonomy places the organism in Eukaryota, Fungi, Ascomycota, Saccharomycetes, Saccharomycetales, Saccharomycetaceae. Bases 1 to 1413 code for a protein of 470 amino acids. Gene Ontology annotation, cellular component: mitochondrial matrix. Gene Ontology annotation, biological process: tricarboxylic acid cycle; carbohydrate metabolic process; citrate metabolic process. The record is from RefSeq and is a predicted model, not a curated record.
AUGUCCCAAGUAUUACAAAGAACUGCAACUACUUCCGCUAAACCUAACUACUUAUUUAAAGCUUUUAUUAAUGCCAAAAGAUUACAGUCUACUUUGACUUUAAAGGAGACUUUUGCGAAUCAAAUCCCAGCUAAAAUAGAGGAGAUUAAAUCCUUUAAGAAAAAACACGGGAAAACUGUCAUUGAUCAAGUCACCCUAGACCAGGCGUACGGUGGUAUGCGUGGUGUUAAAUCUAUGGUGUGGGAAGGUUCUGUUCUUGACCCAGAAGAAGGUAUCAGAUUCAGAGGUUUGACCAUCCCAGAAAUUAAAGCUAAAUUACCACAUGGUCCAGGUGACUCUCAAGAACCAUUACCAGAAGGUUUGUUUUGGUUGGUCUUAACUGGUGAAAUUCCAACCGAAGAACAAGUUAGACAAUUGUCUGCAGAUUUGGCUUCCCGUUCUGAAUUACCUGAACAUGUUACCAAUUUAUUGGACUCUUUACCAAAAAAUUUACACCCCAUGGCUCAAUUUUCUAUCGCUGUAAACGCAUUAGAAAGUGAAUCUAAAUUUGCCAAGGCUUAUGCUUCUGGUGUAAGCAAGACUGAAUAUUGGAACUACACUUUUGAAGACUCCUUAGAUUUACUAGGUAAAUUGCCAAUGAUUGCAUCUAAGAUCUACCGAAACGUUUUCAAGGAUGGCAAGAUUGGUUCUAUUGACUUAAAUAAGGAUUACGGUGCCAAUUUGGCCAACUUACUAGGUUUUGAAAACAAAGAUUUCACCGAAUUAAUGAGAUUGUACUUGACCAUCCACUCUGACCAUGAAGGUGGUAACGUCUCUGCCCAUACUAGUCAUCUAGUUGGUUCCGCGUUAUCAUCUCCUUAUCUAUCCUUUGCAGCUGGUAUGAAUGGUCUUGCUGGUCCACUACACGGUCGUGCUAAUCAGGAAGUGUUGGAAUGGCUAUUUAAAUUAAGGGAAGAAGUUAACGGUGAUUACUCUAAAGAGUCUAUUGAAAAAUACUUAUGGGACACUUUGAAUUCCGGUAGAGUCAUUCCAGGGUAUGGCCAUGCUGUCUUAAGAAAGACUGAUCCACGUUACACUGCCCAACGUGAUUUUGCACAAAGACACUUCCCAGAAUACGAAUUAUUCAAAUUGGUUUCUACUAUCUAUGAAGUUGCUCCUAAGGUGUUAACUAAGCACGGUAAGACCAAAAACCCAUGGCCAAAUGUAGAUUCUCACUCUGGUGUAUUGUUACAAUACUAUGGUUUGACCGAAGCAUCCUUCUAUACUGUAUUAUUUGGUGUUUCAAGAGCCUUUGGUGUAUUACCACAAUUAAUUAUUGAUAGGGCUGUUGGUGCUCCAAUUGAAAGACCAAAAUCCUUUUCCACUGAAAAAUAUAAGCAAUUAAUUGCUCAAAUUGAAGCUGGCUCCAAAUAA